AGCAUUAAUGUUCAAGGAAAUUUGCUAAAAACGGAAUGAAAAUUCUCUAAAAGUAGUAAAAAUGGCAAGGCAAAUUGGAUUUUCAGACAGGAGAGAAUGUCCGCAUCUCUGCAAGUUAGCAGCUGCAUAUCUUAGAAAUUCAGAAGGAUGUGAAGAUGCUAUAUUUGCAUUGUUCUCGAGGGAGCCAGAUGUAGAUUCACUGUAUGUUAAGCUUGUGGAGGAGUUUGAGAGAUGCAUUCUUAGUUACUUUGCAUUCCACUGGAGCCAUGCUGAUCUUAUGAUUAGUCAGGUUCUAAGUCAUGAUGCAGAGCCUAAAAAGAAGCUGAAGCAUGUUGUCAUGGCAGCAACUAGGGAACAGAGAUUUGAGAGAGUGACCAAAAAUCUGAAAGUGGCUAGAGUGUUUGCUACCUUGGUGGAGGAAAUGAAAGCGAUGGGGAUUGCAUCAGUUGAUGAUUCUCAAUGUACUGAGGUGAUGGCGCCAGUGGCUCACAGUGACAGAAGUCCAGUGCUGCUCCUCAUGGGGGGUGGGAUGGGAGCUGGAAAAAGCACUGUGCUUAAGGACAUUCUCAAAGAACCAUUCUGGGUGGGAGCUGCAGGGAAUGCGGUUGUGAUUGAGGCAGAUGCAUUCAAGGAAUCAGAUGUCAUCUACAAAGCCCUGAGCUCCAGAGGUCAUCAUGACAUUUUCCAAACGGCUGAGUUAGUGCACCAAUCAUCUACAAAUGCGGCAUCAUCCCUCCUAGUCACAGCACUCAAUGAAGGGCGGGAUGUUAUCAUGGAUGGCACACUCUCCUGGUUACCAUUUGUCGUGCAGACGAUAACCAUGGCCAGAAAUGUCCAUCGUCACCGAUAUCGCAUGGGAGCUGGUUACAAGGUAGGAAAAGAUGGAAAGGUAACUGAGAAGUACUGGGAAACAAUAGACGAAGAGCAAGUGCAAGAAGAGGGUAAAAAGAGAAAACCAUACAGGAUAGAGCUGGUUGGGGUUGUUUGUGACACCUACCUAGCUGUUAUUAGAGGCAUUAGGAGAGCCAUACUGUGUGGAAGAGCUGUAAGGGUGAAUUCACAACUGAGAUCCCACAAGAGAUUUGCAAACGCAUUACCAACAUACAUCCAACUGGUUGACAAUGCCAGGCUAUAUUGCACCAAUACUUUGGAAGGACCCCCUAAGUUGAUAGGAUGGAAGGACAAAGACAAGACUUUUCUGGUUGAUCUAGAGGAGAUAGACUGUUUAAAGAAGGUAGCCAGACUGAAUGAGGAUGCAGAGUCCAUAUAUGAACUUUACAAGAACCCCAACCCUGCUUGUGAAGCUGGGUCCAUCUGGAAAGACAUUGUAUUGUCACCUUCGAGAUUAAAUGUCCAACAGGAGCUCAAGUAUUCUAUUCAGAAAGUAGAAAGAUCAAAGAUACGUCAAGAGCACAGGCCUUGCUGAGUUUCAAUUUCAAACUUCUCUAGAUUCACUCCCAAUAGUUGGAGGUUGAAGGAGUUAUCAAAACUCUGUUACUCUGCUACAUUUUUUUUACCAAGAGUUGUUUACCUAGGUUGUGUUAUAACAACGGUGAUUAUAUAUAUAACUAUUGCACCUAAGUUAUGUAAGGUUCAGAUCAAGAAACUGAAAUUCAGCAA
Molecule: messenger RNA, 1620 nt
Organism: Rubroshorea leprosula
Lineage: Eukaryota; Viridiplantae; Streptophyta; Magnoliopsida; Malvales; Dipterocarpaceae
Source: the annotation of a GenBank genome assembly